AUGGCGACACAAUAUCAGCUACCUUUCAAGCUCUCCGACCCAUCACUUUUGCACUUCGACUCAUUUGUAGGUAACAAAUGGGUAGAGGCAAAGAGCAAGAACCGAUUCGAAGUUCUCGACCCUGGUACCGAUCAAGCAUGGGCAAGCUGCCCCACCAACUCAGCCGAGGAUGUCAACGCCGCCGUAGAGAAUGCGCACGCUGCCUUUGAAGAGUUCCGCAAAGUUUCCGGGCGCAAGCGAGCACAGUGGCUAAUGAAAUGGUGGGAACUCACCACCGCAGCGCGCGAUGACUUGGCUCAAAUCGUUACCCACGAGACGGGAAAGCCACUUUCUGAAGCCUAUGGAGAGCUGGACUACUCUCUAGGAUUCCUGUGGUGGUUUGCUGGCGAGGCGGAGCGCAUCCAGGGUACUGUAUCGGUCCCUGCAGCGCCCAACCGCCGUUUGUUCACGAUCAAACAGCCCCUUGGCGUAGCCGCUGCGCUGGUGCCAUGGAACUUCCCAAUCGCGAUGGUUCUGCGCAAGGUUGGUGCCGCGAUGGCAGCUGGCUGUACGAUGGUUGUGAAGCCGAGCCCUGAAACUCCUAUUUCCGUGCUGGUGUUGGCAGAGCUGGCGCAGCGAGCAGGUAUCCCUGCUGGUGUGCUGAAUGUGUUGACCACCGACUUGGAGAACACACCCCCGCUCAGUGAGGCGCUCUGCAAGCACCCGCUAGUCAAGAAGGUCACUUUCACUGGCUCGACUCGUGUCGGUAAGCUCGUGGCCGCUCACUGUGCUCAGGGCCUGAAGAAAGUGACCCUCGAAUUGGGCGGAAACUGCCCAUUCAUCGUCUUUGAUGAUGCCAACCUUGAUCAAGCCCUUGACCAGCUUAUGUUAUUGAAGUGGCGUCAUGCUGGACAGGCCUGUAUCACCGCAAACCGAAUCUACGUGCAGGCAGGUGUAUAUGACCGCUUCGCAGCCUUGCUGAAGGAGCGUACGAGCACGUUGGUUGUUGGUCACGGGUCUGCUAAGGAUACCACGAUGGGACCACUGACGACUCCGAGAAGUAUCGAUAAGGCGAUCGCGCAAGUUGAAGAUGCGCGUAGCCGUGGCGCGGAGGUGAUCCUUGGUGGCAAACCGUUGACCUCGCAGAAGGGCUAUUUCUUUGAGCCGACCAUCCUGUCAGGCAUGACCGAGGAUAUGCAGAUCUCACAGGAGGAGUCUUUUGCCCCCAUUGCUGCACUUUAUCGCUUCGAUACGGAAGAAGAGGCAGUUAAGAUGGCCAACGCAACUAGCAUGGGACUGGCUAGCUAUGCAUUCACCAAGAAUGUCGAUCGUAUCUGGAGACUAUUUGAGAACCUAGAAGCUGGUAUGAUCGGCUUGAACACAGGAAAUGGAUCAGCCGCCGAGUCGCCAUUUGGAGGUAUGAAGGAGUCUGGAUAUGGCAAGGAGAGUGGCAAGGAUGUUGCGGUGAACGAGUAUCUGGUGUCCAAGACUGGAACUCUGACGAUCGAGGGACAGUACUAA
Molecule: messenger RNA, 1500 nt
Organism: Penicillium waksmanii
Lineage: Eukaryota; Fungi; Ascomycota; Eurotiomycetes; Eurotiales; Aspergillaceae
Product: NAD-dependent succinate-semialdehyde dehydrogenase
Exons: 4
Coding region: 1-1500 (499 amino acids)
Molecular function (GO): succinate-semialdehyde dehydrogenase (NAD+) activity
Source: RefSeq, a predicted model, not a curated record